AUGUCUUCCCCGCUACGUAAAGUAGCCAUAGUCGGCGCUUCGGGUCGCAUUGGCGCAUUCAUCUUCAAAUCUUUACACCGAAGCAACAAGUUCGAUAUCACCGUCAUCAACAGAUUCGGCUCCAAGCCAGCUGAGUAUCCUGAACCGACCAAAGUUGUUCAAGUGCACGAUGAGUACCCACCACUCGAGAUGGUACAGGCCUUUCGUGGUCAUGAUGCUGUGGUACUGGCCUUGGGUUUCGCAGCAGAGGAGCAUCUCCCCGAGCUAGCUCGUGCUUCUGUUGAGGCUGGUGUCAAGAGAUUGAUCGCCUCGGGCUAUGGCGUUGACACGACCAAUGAAGAGGCUGUUAAGAUAUUUCCUGUUGCAGCUGCGAAAGCGCGUAUGGUUGAGCAUCUCAAGUUUCUGGAGCAGCCCAGUUGGUCUUGGACUGAAGUUGCCUGUGGAGCUUUCCUAGAUUUUUGCAUUGAAGUCGACUUUUUCGGUAUCAAGCCUGAGGCCAAGACAGCUGAGAUCCUGGAUGAUGGGAAUGCCAAGUUUACCGCCACUACCCGUGAUGGUGUCGGCCAAGCUGUCGUUGGCAUUCUCGGUCACCCAGAAGAAACAGCGAAUCGCAUUGUCUAUAUCUCGUCGACAGAGCUGUCUCUGAAUGACGUCCUGGAGGCCGAGCAAAAGCUCGUCGGUAAGGAAGGAUGGAAGAUCACGAAUGUCAAGACCGAUGAAGAGAUCGCCAAGGCACAGAAGAUCGUUGCAACAGCCACUGAAAUGAUGCCCAGAAUGAGGGCUACCGGAAGACUGGGUCUUGCAGUCAAUGUUCAGGACAGAUUUGAGGCGAAUUUCGAGAGACGGGGCAUCCUCGACAAUGACUUGUUGGGAGUACCGCAGGAGAGCAUCGAAGAGGUUGUCGCGCGAGUCAGACACGAAAAUGAGUUGGAUACUCAGCGGAGAAUAAAAGCUCAAGCUGAUUCAAGUUCAAGUCAGAGACAAAUGCUAGCAGCAGCUCGAGCAGAACUCGCGUCUGGUGAUUCAGGCGCCGGGCCAAAUGGUGCCUCCACAAAACCGCCCAAGAAGCGCGUCCGCAAUUUCACGGCAGAUGACCGGGCUGCACAUCGCAUCUUUGAGAAGAAGCGCCGGGAGCUGUUUCGAGAGCGGCUUAACGACCUGGCGAAAGAACUACCAGCGCUAGCUGGGAAGAACCCCGCCAGGCUGUCAAAGCACGACGUGAUUGAUGAGAGCAUCUCACGUCAUCAGUUCGAACGCACUGCGUGCCUGGAUGUGAUACAGGCUUAUAGGGCGAUGGUUCGGGAACGAGAUGAGCUGCUUGCUGAGGUGAAUACCUGGCGAGCUACCGCUGCGAUGCCUGAACGUCGUUCUACGAGCACCCAGAUGAACGUUGAUGACCUGGGGAAGUUGGAGACUAGAAUUCGAGGCCAGCAAGCAGAAGGCUUUCGUGCUGAUGUCCAUGACUCAGCUCCGCUGGAUACGAGCUACACUGUCGUCAACGAUCCGACUUCUCAGCCUUCUUUCUCUCCUCCGACCAAUUCUAUUCACCCAGCACCAGUACCCCACACAACCUUACUAGGUAACGAAGAAGCCAGUCUAAUUCAAAGCUCUUCAUUUGAUCCAACUGGACCAAUACCUCAUUCAGAUGAGCUUAUCAACCAGACUAUGGCUCUGAUGGAAACGCAACAUUUACCAAACCAAGCUAUGAUGAUGCCACUAAAGAAUAUGAACGAGUCCAGCGUCGAUGCAAUUGCAGAAACACAACUAGAGAAUGGCAGGCCGAUCUCUAACAUGCACGACUUCCUUGCGGACACUUCAGGCGAUCAGAUGUCUCUCGCGGGCUGGGGUACCGACUUUCCUCUUUCAGCGAUGGAUUUUGGGCCAGAUACGACACUUCAACAAUAUUGUUUCUAGUACUCUUGGGCAAAUUGCUU
Messenger RNA from Fusarium oxysporum Fo47, 1934 nucleotides. RefSeq lists its product as uncharacterized. Gene Ontology annotation, molecular function: oxidoreductase activity; protein dimerization activity. The coding region runs from base 1 to 1914 and encodes 637 amino acids. NCBI's taxonomy places the organism in Eukaryota, Fungi, Ascomycota, Sordariomycetes, Hypocreales, Nectriaceae. The transcript has 6 exons. The record is from RefSeq and is a predicted model, not a curated record.